AGUCACAAAAUGGACUUCUGGAAUCUGGCAAUCAGAAUUAUUUUCUUAGUACAAAAUACAACUGGAAUUCUGGGAAAUUUCUCUCUUUUGUUCUACUAUCUAAUUGUUUAUCAAAAAGAAUGCAUAUUAAAAUCCACAGAUUUGAUUCUCAUGCACCAAAUGGCAGCCAAUACCUUGAUCAUUCUCUCUUCAGGAGUACCUCAAACAAUGGCAGUUUGGGGAUUGAAACAGUUCUUGAAUCAUUUGGGAUGUGAACUUAUAUUGUCCAUUCAAAGAUUUGGGCGAAGUAUGUCCAUUUGCACAACCUGCCUCUUGAGUAUUUUUCAGGCCAUGACCAUCAGUUCGAGGAAAUUCUGUUGGAAGGAUCAUAUAGUCAAAGCUGUAAAGUACAUUGGCUGUUACAUUUCUUUCAUCUGGGUCUUGUAUAUCUUGAUAAAUUUUAUUUUCUUUGUGUACGCAUUAAUAAAAAUGGAUAACAAAAAUGUGACAAGAGAUUUUGGAUACUGCUCUAUUAUAGAGAAUGAUAAAAUAAUUGAGAUACUCUAUGCAGCACUGGUGAUGUGCCCUGAAUUCUUUUUUUCUGUGCUCAUUGCCUGGUCCAGUGGCUUCAUGAUUGUCAUUCUGUACAGACACAAGCAGAGGGUUCAACAUAUCAUGAGCGCUCAUGGUUCCAGCAGAAACUCCCCUGAGUUCAGAGCCACCCAGAACAUCCUGGCCCUGAUGUCUACCUUCCUGGCUUUUUAUACUCUCUCCUCGAUCUCACGAGGCUGCAUUGCUCUUUUGUAUAAUCACAAUUGGUGGCUGAUGAUCAUCAAUCAAUUCAUUUCUCUGUCUUUUCCAUCUUUUGGACCCUUUGUUCUUAUGAAUCAUUACUCCAAUAUAUCCAGGCAUAUAAUGGUCUGGAUAAGAAAUAAAAUUCACUUUAUCUUAUUUUAA
Psammomys obesus (fat sand rat) is the source of this 936-nucleotide messenger RNA. Its product is annotated as vomeronasal type-1 receptor 4-like. Gene Ontology annotation, cellular component: membrane. Gene Ontology annotation, biological process: G protein-coupled receptor signaling pathway. Bases 10 to 936 code for a protein of 308 amino acids. The record is from RefSeq and is a predicted model, not a curated record. Gene Ontology annotation, molecular function: pheromone receptor activity. NCBI's taxonomy places the organism in Eukaryota, Metazoa, Chordata, Mammalia, Rodentia, Muridae. The transcript has a single exon.